Messenger RNA from Phytophthora infestans T30-4, 361 nucleotides. RefSeq lists its product as uncharacterized. The transcript is spliced from 3 exons. The record is from RefSeq and is a predicted model, not a curated record. The coding region runs from base 1 to 285 and encodes 94 amino acids. Lineage: Eukaryota; Oomycota; Peronosporomycetes; Peronosporales; Peronosporaceae.
AUGGAGUCACCGGAUCCAGCAGAUGUGGAAGCUGCUUGCAACCUGAACGCCCAUGGCGUAUUUACCUUCGGUAUCGACGAUUUGAACAGCUCUGGAAUGGGCCCAAGAGGCAGCACAGCGUUUGAUACGUUGUUGAGCUCGAUCACAGCGAAGUCGCAGCUGAGUAACAAUUUGUCGCCGGUGACGAAAUGCGUGUGCUCAACGACGUCGAGUGGCCAGUUGACCGGCAGCGACGAGUUGGCUGGGACCUCCACGGUACAAGCACUGAUAAAGUUGAGAUUUUAGAUGUUAACCGGACACUAACGCGUGGUCGAACACGACAAACCCGUACUUCCUCCUGAUUUACGGGAGGUACCCCAUU